AUGCUGAGCGAGGGGGACACGAUAUACGCGCUGAGCUCGGGCAGGGACGUGAGCGCGAUAGCGGUGGUGCGCAUGUCGGGCCCCCUGAGCAGGAUCGUGCUGGAGGUGCUGUUGCAUGGGGGGGGAAGUCAGAGAGGCGGCGAGGGGAGCAGUCAGAUAGGCGGCGAGGGGGGCAGUCAGAAAGGCGGCGGGGGGAGCAGUCAGAUAGGCGGCAAGAGAAACAGUCAUAGAGCUGGCGAGGCAAAUGGGGAGCGCCCCCCGGAGGAAGCACCCCCCCCGGAGAGCCGCGCGAGGAAGAAAAAAAAAACACAGUACAGCCUAGACGAAGUAAUAAAGCUAAAGAAACAGCUAGAAGAAAGGAAGGUCUACUACGGAGAGAUAUACAACAACUGCCACGAACCGAUCGAUCAGGUCAUUUACACCUUUUUUAAAAGUCCCAAAUCGUACACAGGAGAAGACGUGGUUGAAAUUUAUUGUCAUGGAUCUCCUCUAAUUGUGAAUGAAAUUAUGGAAGAAAUCGAAAAAUUGAACGCCCUUUUUAGUAACUUAUUGAAAUCUGAAAAGGAAAAAUUUUACAGCCAAAAUGAUAAAAUGGAAAAUUUCACCUGCACAUGUUCAGAAGAAAUUUGGAAUAAAUUAUUAACCCCAAGAAAUGAUAUAUUUUUUAACAAAAUAAGGAUGAGUCAGAAAGGGGAAUUCACAAGGAGAUCCUUCCAAAAUGAGAGAAUGAAUUUACUCCAGGUGGAAGGAUUAAAGGAGUUACUUUGGUGUAAAAAUAAGGAACAAAAAAAAGUUGCAUUAAAUUACUUAAAUGGACAGGCAAGGAAUGUCUACCUGAUUUUACGAAAUAACAUGAAAAGGCUUCUUCUCUACACACAAGUAAAAAUAGAUUUAGAAGAUGAACACCUAUCCUUUGAUGAGGAGAGAAAGAAUAUCAAUAGAUGUAUGAAGCAGCAUUUGAAUGAGGCAAUUGUAAGCAUUAAAAAAAUAUUGAUGAAACCAAAUGUAGAAGACUUAAGUAACCCCUUUGAU
Molecule: messenger RNA, 1032 nt
Organism: Plasmodium cynomolgi strain B
Lineage: Eukaryota; Apicomplexa; Aconoidasida; Haemosporida; Plasmodiidae
Product: GTPase
Exons: 1
Biological process (GO): tRNA methylation; tRNA wobble uridine modification
Cellular component (GO): cytoplasm
Molecular function (GO): protein binding
Source: RefSeq, a predicted model, not a curated record